UAAUUUUGUGGAGUUACAGUUUCAACAUGGUUUCCACUCAAAACCUUGAAGAAAUAUUUCUUCAGUUUUUCUUCUCCCAGUGAGAAGGGAUGUGUUCCCCGGGGGCGAGAGGGCAAGUAACAAAGCAGAUGCUUUGUGGAUACAUUGUGAAUGAGUUAAGAGAGCACUAGGGACCUGUUCCAUAUGUCAGGAGCCAAUAGAUCUUAAUAAGGAGCAAAGGUGAAGUGAGGAGUGGAGCUGAAGAUCAUGGAUUUGGACCCCAAAGGCAAGUUGUCAAGAGAAAGCCAGGCAGAAAGCAGUCUUGGACAAAGGAGGGCAGUGAUCCCAGUUGCCAUUAAUGGGUAGAAGGUUGUGUCUUGCUGGAUAUCUGUUGUGAGUUAAAACUACAAGGUAUGAAAAAAGGAAAGGUGCGUGGAUAUACAGGUGUUGCUGGUUUCAAACAAUGUACACAUACAUUUAUCUUGCAGUGGAUGUGGAAGGAGUUCUCAAAUCCUUAUUAUACUUUUCUUAAUACUGAGGCAGCUGUUUGCUUCCUCCUCACCUCGAAGUGCAGUGCUCCAGCAAUCAACUGGAGAGCUCCUUCCCGGGCCGCUGCGCUCCCACUGAGAUCAGCUCUAACAGCAGCCCAAGGGGGAAGAAACAAAUAGGACAGGCUCAGGUGCACUGGUGCAUGCAAAAUCAUGAGGAAACAAUUAUUAGCCAAACACAGAAAUAACUUGUUUUAUUUUCAAAUUCAGAGUGAAACAGUAAUGUAGGAUACAAGAACAGUAAUACAAACAAGAUGUAGAAGCCAUCCUUUUCACUGCACACAAAUCCAUAGGAUUUUUUUUUCCUCUAGGAGCUUCAUGCUCAUUUGAAUGGCUGUAUCAGUUCUGCCACUAUGAAGAAACUUAUGGCCCAGAAGCCGUACCUUCAGAUCCAGAAUGGGAUGACUGUGAUUGACAAAGGAAAAAAAAGAACCUUAGAUGAAUGUUUUCAGAUGUUUCAGAUCAUCUAUCAGAUCACCACUAGGACUGAAGAUAUUUUACUGAUAACUAAAGAUGUUAUUAAAGAAUUUGCUGCUGAUGGUGUCAAGUAUCUGGAACUGAGGAGCACUCCUAGAGAAGAAAAGUCUACAGGUAUGACCAAAAGGAUGUAUGUUGAAACUGUACUUGAGGGUAUAAAGCAGUGUAAAGAAGAAGGCUUGGAUAUAGACGUAAGAUUGUUAAUAGCAAUAAACAGAAGAAGUGGCCCAGCAGUUGCUAAGCAGACUGUUAAACUUGCUGAAGAGUUCCUUCUUUCCACUGAUGGGGUUGUAGUAGGACUUGACCUCAGUGGUGAUCCCACCGCAGGACAUGGUCAAGAUUUUUUGGAACCACUCUCAGAAGCAAAGAAAGCAGGUCUGAAGCUGGCAUUGCACCUUUCAGAGAUUCCAAAUCAAGAAGAGGAGACCAAAAUUCUGCUGGGCCUGCCUCCUGACAGAAUUGGACAUGGAACGUUUCUCAACUCUGCAACAGCAGGUUCAGAAGAGUUAGUGCCACUUGUUCGACAGAAUCAUAUACCUAUUGAACUUUGCAUGACAUCAAACAUCAAAACUCAGACAGUGCCUUCCUGUGACAAACACCAUUUUGGAUACUGGUACAACAUGGGCCACCCUGCAGUGCUUUGUACUGAUGAUAAAGGCGUCUUUGCAACAGAUCUGUCGCAAGAAUAUGAGCUGGUUGCAAAAACAUUUAAUCUGACUCGAUCACAGAUGUGGGAUCUUUCUUAUGAAUCGAUCAACUAUAUCUUUGCUUCAAGUGUAGUAAAAUCAAAUCUGAGGGAACAGUGGUGUAAACUGAAGCCAACUCUGUUUGAUUAAUCACACUGUUGUUCUAAACAGCUUGGCUGUAUUAGCUUUGUUAAUAAGCAUUUUUUACCAAAGUCUCUGGCUUUUUUCAGACUUUAGGUUUAUAAACCCAGCCCAUAAACUGUGCCACUGCAAAACGAAGAUGAGUGGAAUGAGCCCCACUAAUAAAGGACACAACUAAACGUUCUUUUGUGAUUGAGAAAGGUGCUCAACCAGUGACUAAAAUUCCAAAUGUGCCAUCAUGUGGUUUCUCUCCAGCUGAUAGGACGUUU
This is a messenger RNA of Athene cunicularia (burrowing owl), 2100 nucleotides long. It is a transcript of the gene MAPDA, whose product is annotated as adenosine deaminase like. Gene Ontology annotation, biological process: adenosine catabolic process; inosine biosynthetic process. The transcript has 9 exons. The coding region runs from base 881 to 1840 and encodes 319 amino acids. NCBI's taxonomy places the organism in Eukaryota, Metazoa, Chordata, Aves, Strigiformes, Strigidae. Gene Ontology annotation, molecular function: adenosine deaminase activity. The record is from RefSeq and is a predicted model, not a curated record.